Messenger RNA from Oldenlandia corymbosa var. corymbosa, 678 nucleotides. NCBI's taxonomy places the organism in Eukaryota, Viridiplantae, Streptophyta, Magnoliopsida, Gentianales, Rubiaceae. The record is from the annotation of a GenBank genome assembly.
AGAAAAACACACACAGUCACACACUAAAUAAGCAACUAAAAACAACAUUCCUUCCCUAAUCAAAAUGGCAACUUUGCAGAGGUCUACAAUGUCAUACAGAAGAGAGGGAUCAUCAGGGGCAGUUUGGGGCGAAAAACUCCUGCCAGAACUGAUUUUGGAGAAAGACAGGAUUGACCCUAAUGAGCUGAGGCAUUGCCACAGUGUUGGAGGUCCAUCUAUGCUGACGAAUCAUCACAGCCAUUCAUCUUCAUCUUCAUCAUCAUCAUCAUCAUCAGAUGAUGAUGAUCAUCAUUCAUCAUUUAUAUCACUUCCUGCGGGCGCCCCGCCGGCGUAUAUUAGCCGUAGCAGCAGCUUAUCGGUAUCGGCUUUGAAGCUGCUGAAUCCUAAAUCAGUAUUUGGAGUUGGACAGAAGUUUAGAGGUGCAGGAAAACCGCCAAAAUAUGGGAAGCAAUUCCCACUUGUUGGGAGGGUAUGAAUAUGAUGAUCAUCUAGUAUUGCUGAAAACGUUACGAAAGAUAUUUCGUAACGCUUUUUUUUUGUGGAGCACAAAAUAAAUAUUUAGGUGGGGAUAAAGUUUAUAAUUUGUGUUAAGUUUGAUUCGAUUAAUAUUUAGUGUAACAAUUAUGACUUGGAUUCAUUUUUGUUGCGAGCAAUGAAUCUGCAAGCAGUGUUAAGUAG